GCCAGCGGCCCGGGGAGGCGAGCUCUGGAAGGCAGGCUCCGCCUCAUUGGCCGGGAAGUCGGAGGCGCGAGGCGGCGGCCAUGGAAGGGUCCGACACGGGCUUCCGGAAGGAGCUGGUGAGCAAGCUGCUGCACCUGCACUUCAGGGACGACAAGACCCGAGUGGGCGCGGACGCAUUGCAGCUGACGGCUGAGCUGCUGAGGGUCUUCGUAGUGGAGGCGGCCGUCCGUGGGGUGCGUCAGGCCCAGGCGGAGGACGUGGCCCAGGUGGACGUGGAGCAGCUGGAAAAGGUGCUGCCGCAGCUGAUCUGCUCCCCCACAGCUCCUGGACUUCUAGGGGUACACUGGACCAGUCCACUGAAGCCAGCCAGCGAGCCCACCAGUGCACAGCCCAUCCUCCAGCCGGUGACCAUGGGACACAGUGGUCAGCCCACAGGGCUCCCAGGCUGGCAGAUGCUGGAGGAAAGGCCAGGCCCCCCAGUCCAGGCACUGGUGGCCUGUGGCCAUGUGGCAUCCCCUCAGUGACUUUGCCCAGCUGUGGGUUGACUCUUGUUUGGUGGCAAUAAACCAGACGUCAGACA
Molecule: messenger RNA, 580 nt
Organism: Ochotona curzoniae (black-lipped pika)
Lineage: Eukaryota; Metazoa; Chordata; Mammalia; Lagomorpha; Ochotonidae
Gene: CENPX
Product: centromere protein X
Exons: 5
Coding region: 81-524 (147 amino acids)
Biological process (GO): kinetochore assembly; DNA repair; resolution of meiotic recombination intermediates
Cellular component (GO): Fanconi anaemia nuclear complex; FANCM-MHF complex
Source: RefSeq, a predicted model, not a curated record